CGUCAUAUAGUAUUUGUCCAAUUUGAAGAUAACUUUGAAUCAUAAAUUACAUUGAAUCCAUAUUACAUACUAUCACUCAAAAAUGAAUUUUUGAUAUUUUUUAGCAAGAUAAAUGAAAUAAAUCUUUUUAUUCCAAAAAGUUUGAUUUGGAUAUAUAUAUAAAGCGGAGGUGUUGGUCUUCUCCUUAUAUGGUAGAUCAGGAGCAGUGAUGAGCUGGAACGUAUUCCGGUUCUGCACGGCCCUUCGCGGGCUGGGCUCAAUCAUGAUCCUUUUGGUCCUCGGGGUUGUCGGCGUCACCUAUUACGCCGUUGUCAUCGACACUUACGGGCCCUUGCUCGCCGGCGGCGGCGCCAUCGGUAUCCUCACCUCCUUCGCCGUGCUAGUUUUGUUUCACAUCCUGUUGGCAAUGCUACUAUGGAGUUACUUUUCUGUUGUUCUCACGGAUCCGGGUGGUGUGCCGCCAAAUUGGAAGCCAGCUUUAGAUGAAGAAAGGGGAGAGAAUGAUCCGCUGACUGCAUCAGAGUUUACGUCUUUGCCAGCUGACACGGCACAUUCGACCAUACGGUUUUGCAAAAAGUGCAACCAAUUGAAGCCCCCUAGAUGCCAUCAUUGUUCUGUCUGUGGACGGUGUGUGUUAAAAAUGGACCAUCACUGUGUGUGGGUCGUGAACUGUGUUGGAGCUUUCAACUACAAGUAUUUCCUUCUCUUCCUGUUCUACGCAUUUCUUGAGACUGCCCUUGUAACGUCAUCAUUACUACCGAAUUUCAUAGCAUUCUUUGGUGAUGAAGAAAUACCUGUUUCUGCAGGAUCUCUUGCAAUCAUUUUUCUUGCUUUUGCUUUGAACCUUGCUUUUGCUUUGAGUGUUCUUGGUUUUUUGAUUAUGCACAUUUCAUUGGUGUUAAGAAAUACCACAACUGUUGAGGCAUUUGAAAAGGUGGCUACAAAAUGGCGAUAUGACCUCGGUAGAAGACGAAAUUUUGAGCAGGUAUUUGGAACGGACAAACGAUACUGGCUUAUACCGGCUUACUCAAAAGAAGAUUUUGGAUCAAUGCCUGCACUCCGCGGGCUUGAGUAUCCAUUAAAGCCAGGUGAUGGUCAGGAAUUCUAGGAAUGAGGAAGGGUCACCUAAUGUCUUCCUUCUUGACUUCCCGUGGGACUAAUUCUAUUGCACAAGAUGCAUGUAUGCAUCCCCUUUGACUUAGAAGCUGCAUGUUUUGGGACCUGGAAAUUGCGCUGUGCAGAAUUCGCAGAUGCCUGAUGAUGAUGUAGGUGAUGUCAUGGAUAAUCAUUGUCAUCAUCAUCAUCAUCGGCGCCUACAUGGGUAUCUGUGGCAUGGAACUUAUAGCGUGUAUUGGUUGUUUAUAAUUAGCCCACACCAUAAAUUUCAUGCAAAUCUGGUGAAAAUCUGUGGGAAAUUCAUCCAGGUCUUGUAAGUUAAGGGGUGCCAAUGUAUAUCAUAUCCAAGCAAAAUUUCCAUUUGCUCCCCCCCCCCCACAUGUAAGUAAUGUAACUCUGUUUUAAUACUGUGGCUGUAAGGCAGUUGUGGAGUUGAUCUCUCUUUGAUUAUGCAGUAAUGAAUAAGUUCAUGUUAGUCAG
Messenger RNA from Cuscuta campestris, 1596 nucleotides. NCBI's taxonomy places the organism in Eukaryota, Viridiplantae, Streptophyta, Magnoliopsida, Solanales, Convolvulaceae. The record is from the annotation of a GenBank genome assembly.